UUUAAUGCACGAAUUUUCCUUCCUUGUAUUCACUGGUCUAGUCGGCUUGUUCAGUCUAUUCAUUUGGAAGUACGUGCCAGAAACGAAGAAUAAGACAUUGAUGGAGGUGUAUGUCGAGAUGGACCGUCGUAGGGGAAUCCAGCGUGAUUGGCAUAAUAAUAUUCAAGCGGAGCCUGAGAAGACUAAAUCGAAUACUAAAAUGAAUAAAGUACCUGAGAAUACUAAAACUAAGGAUAAGAAAAUAUAUGAUAAUUUCUAA
Messenger RNA from Meloidogyne enterolobii, 259 nucleotides. Lineage: Eukaryota; Metazoa; Nematoda; Chromadorea; Rhabditida; Meloidogynidae. The record is from the annotation of a GenBank genome assembly.